CCCGUGGAAGUUUGUUACGGUAACGGUUUGGCCCGGGGCAGGCUGGCUUCAGAGGGGGAGCAAGCGAGGGCGUGUUUGUGAGAGGGACUGAACGCUGGAACCGGGGUCUGGGAGACAUUUACCACAGUCUGAGGAGAAUAGACACACUUUUGGAGGACCGGUGACCCAGAUUCCACACACAGCUAUGCAGUUUCAGGAUUGGUUACGUUCCCUGCGUUUCAGCGGAGGAGACAGCAAAUCUGAGAUGGACAAUCUGAAGACGCUCCUUCCAUCUCUGCCCUCGUCCUUCUCUCUGUCCUCUAUCAUAGGCUUAGGAGCGCUAGCCUCUCUCACAACCUAUUGGCUGAUGACCAGACCUCGACCAAUCCAGCCUCCAUGUGACCUGCAAGCCCAGUCCAUACCUGUGCAGGGAGAUCAGAGCUGUAGACGCUCAGCUUUACUGAAGGAUGACCGUCUACUAGAGUUUUACUUUGAGGACACAAAGACAGUGUACGACAUGUUCCAGAGAGGACUGCAGAUAGCAGGUAAUGGCCCGUGUCUCGGCUUCAGGAAACCCGGAGAGCCCUAUCAGUGGAUCUCUUACACUGAGGUUGCAGAAAGGGCACAGGUGUUGGGAUCAGGAUUGUUGGCGAAGGGUUGCAAACCAAACCCACAGCAGUUUGUGGGCAUCUUCGCACAAAACAGACCAGAGUGGGUCAUUGCAGAGCUGGCCUGCUACACAUUCUCCAUGGUUCUGGUGCCUCUGUACGAUACACUUGGAUUAGAGGCCAUGGUUCACAUCCUUUACCUGGCGGAGAUCUCUAUGGUGGUGUGUGAUAAGGAGGAUAAGGCAGAAUCUCUGUUGAAGAUUAAGGAGGAGGGAGUGACUCCCGCUCUCUCCUGUCUGGUGCUCUUUAACCCCUUCAGCGCCGCCCUGCUGGAGAGAGGAAGGAAGUGCGGUGUGGAGAUACUACAGCUCUCACAGAUAAUGGAUCUGGGAAGAGAAAAUUUAAAGCCUCCUGUGCCUCCUAAACCUCAGGAUCUGGCUGUGGUGUGUUUCACCAGUGGGACCACAGGGAAACCUAAAGGAGCCAUGAUCACUCACGGCAACAUCGCCUCCAACACCUCCUCUGUCAUCAAGAUCCUCGAGGGCUACUUUGUGAUUCGUCAAGAGGAUGUGUCCAUCUCCUAUCUGCCACUUGCGCACAUGUUUGAGCGUAUGAUCCAGGUCUCGAUGUUCUGUCACGGAGCAAGGGUUGGUUUUUACCAGGGUGACAUUUCUUUGCUGAUGGAUGACCUAAAGACCCUAAAGCCCACCUUCUUCCCCGUGGUCCCUCGAUUACUCAACCGCAUCUAUGAUAAAAUUCUGGGCUCGGUGACGUCUCCGCUGAGGAGAGCUCUUCUUCAUUACGCUGUGAAGAUGAAACAGGCCGAGCUGAGCAGUGGAGUCGUGAGGAACAACAGUCUGUGGGACCGGCUGAUCUUCAAUAAGAUACAGGCCAGUCUGGGUGGAAACCUGCGCUUCAUCCUCACAGCAUCCGCUCCGAUCUCUCCGACUGUCCUGUCUUUCCUCAGGGCCACCCUCGGCUGUCUGAUUUUUGAGGGUUAUGGGCAGACGGAGUGCACUGCUGGAUGUACCUUCUCUAUGCCUGGUGACUGGAGUGCAGGUCACGUCGGAGCUCCUUUACCCUGUGCUGUGGUGAAGUUAACAGACAUCCCUGACAUGAACUACUAUGCCAAGAAUGGAGAAGGAGAGAUCUGCAUCCGGGGUCACAGCGUCUUCCGAGGGUAUCUGAAGGAUGAGGAGAGGACAGGAGAGGCUCUGGACGCGGACGGCUGGCUUCACACUGGAGACGUGGGACAGUGGCUGCCGAACGGGACUCUGCGCAUUGUAGACAGGAAGAAGCACAUCUUUAAGCUGUCCCAGGGCGAGUACAUCGCUCCGGAGAAGAUCGAGAACGUCUACACUCGCUGUGUUGCUGUUCUGCAGGUCUUUGUGCACGGAGAUAGUCUACAAUCUCAUCUGAUAGGAGUUGUAGUUCCAGACCCGGAGGUGUUUGUCGACUGGGCCAAAGAAAGAGGCAUCGUUGGAUCAUACGAAGAGCUUUGUCUAAAUCCUGAUGUGAAGAAAGCUGUGCUGGAGGACAUGACUGCAGUGGGGAAGGAGGCAGGUCUCAAGUCAUUUGAGCAGGUGAAGGACUUGUAUUUGCACCCUGAAAUGUUUAGCGUGUCCAACGGCCUCCUCACGCCGACCCUGAAGAGCAGGCGCGUGGAUCUGCGGCGAGUCUUCAGCGAGCAGAUCGCACAGAUGUACAGUAAAUCAUCCGUAUAGACCUCACACGCUCUCCACAUGAUCACAUUAUCCAGUGACUUUCUCCAAAACAUUUCAGCUAACUUAACAAGACUUGCUAAUAAGCCAGAUGCUACUGACAAACUGUGCUCUGUAAUUUAUGAAGACUGAAGACGCCACAUCUUUGCUUCUCAUGUAGUGAUCUAGAUUGUUUGAACUGAGGUCAUUUAGGCCUGACAGAUACACUCCGACCUUAAUACAUAGUUCAGGAACAUUCGGUUGCAUCUUCAAAGAUUUGGGAACCGAUGAACUUCUCACAAUGAAUAGCUUUUCAGUCAGUUUCAUAGAUAUGUAAGUGAGUCUGAAGUUGCACCUCUGAAGAAGAAUCUGCUUCCUUUCAUUCAUCCAGAUGAAAUGUCUGUUCGACAGUCUGUAAAUGAGUGUUUUCAACUGUAAAUGUUUGACUAAUUGCAGCUGAUAGAGAUGUACUGUAUUUUACUUCAUUUUAUUGACAGGAGAAUAAAGACAAUGCCUUAUUACA
Molecule: messenger RNA, 2810 nt
Organism: Carassius carassius (crucian carp)
Lineage: Eukaryota; Metazoa; Chordata; Actinopteri; Cypriniformes; Cyprinidae
Product: long-chain-fatty-acid--CoA ligase 1-like
Exons: 21
Coding region: 185-2311 (708 amino acids)
Biological process (GO): long-chain fatty acid metabolic process; very long-chain fatty acid metabolic process; long-chain fatty-acyl-CoA biosynthetic process
Cellular component (GO): membrane; endoplasmic reticulum
Molecular function (GO): arachidonate-CoA ligase activity
Source: RefSeq, a predicted model, not a curated record